Mytilus trossulus (common blue mussel) is the source of this 1836-nucleotide messenger RNA. RefSeq names its product putative ankyrin repeat protein RF_0381. Lineage: Eukaryota; Metazoa; Mollusca; Bivalvia; Mytilida; Mytilidae. The transcript is spliced from 19 exons. The record is from RefSeq and is a predicted model, not a curated record. Bases 1 to 1836 code for a protein of 611 amino acids. Gene Ontology annotation, molecular function: protein binding.
AUGUCGGUAGAAAAAUAUGUACACAACUUUGCAAAAUACUUUAAUAUUGAAACGGCAAAAGAUGUUAUGAAGCAAAACAAGUCAAAUGCUAAUAGGAACACAUCUUCUGUUUAUUUAGACUUUGCUGAUGAUGAUACUCUCUUACACUUAGCUGUUAAAGGAGGAUAUAUCGACAUAGUCAAAUUGUUAUUAGAACAAACAGAUAUAGAUCCAACUAAAGUAAAUAAGGAUGAUGAUACUAUCUUACACUUAGCUGGUAAAGGUGGAUAUCUUGACAUAGUCAAAUUGUUAUUAGAAAGAACAGAUACAGAUCCAAACAAAGUAAACAAGGAUGAUGAUACUCUCUUACACUUAGCUGUUAAAGGAGGAUAUAUCGACAUAGUCAAAUUGUUAUUAGAACAAACAGAUAUAGAUCCAACUAAAGUAAAUAAGGAUGAUGAUACUAUCUUACACUUAGCUGUUAAAGGUGGAUAUCUUGACAUAGUCAAAUUGUUAUUAGAAAGAACAGAUACAGAUCCAAACAAAGUAAACAAGGAUGAUGAUACUCUCUUACACUUAGCUGUUAAAGGAGGAUAUAUCGACAUAGUCAAAUUGUUAUUAGAACAAACAGAUAUAGAUCCAACUAAAGUAAAUAAGGAUGAUGAUACUAUCUUACACUUAGCUGUUAAAGGUGGAUAUCUUGACAUAGUCAAAUUGUUAUUAGAAAGAACAGAUACAGAUCCAAACAAAGUAAACAAGGAUGGGGACACUGUUUUACACAUAGCUGCUAGAAGAGGACAACUUGAAAUUGUCCAAUUGCUAUCAACAAUCUCACGUAUAGACCCCAAUCAAAAGAAUAAGGAUGGGGACACUGUUUUACACAUAGCUGCUAGAAGAGGACAACUUGAAAUUGUCCAAUUGCUAUUGAAAAUCUCACGUAUAGACCCAAAUCAAAAGAAUAAGAGAGGCGACUCUCCCUUACACUCAGCUGUUAAACAUGGAUAUUUUGACACAGUCAAACUGUUAUUAAAAAGAACAGAUAUAGAUGUAAACUGUGUAAAUAAGGAUGAUGAUACUCUCUUACACUUAGCUGUUCAAGGUGGAUAUCUCGACAUAGUCAAAUUGUUAUUAGAACAAACAGAUAUAGAUCCAAACGAAGUAAACGAGUCCGGAAACAAUACCCUACACUCAGCUGUUGAAUAUGGACAUUUAAACAUAGUCCAAUUAUUGUUAGAUAGAACAGAUAUAGAUCCAAACAAAGUAAAUGAGGAUGGGAACACUCCAUUUGACUUGGCUGUAGAAACAGAACUAUUCAAAAUAAUAAAAUUAUUAUUAGCAAGAACAACAAUAGAUCCAACAAGAACAUAUAAGGAUGGGGACACUGUUUUACACAUAGCUGCUAGAAGAGGACAAUUUGAAAUUGUCCAAUUGCUAUUAAAAAUCUCAGGAAUAGACCCAAAUCAAAAGAAUAAGGUAUGCGUUGAUAAUUUUCUACGUCCAUAUGCUACUACAAAAAAUAGAGGCGAAUCUACCUUACACUCAGCUGUUGAAUGGGGAAAUGUUGACGUAGUCAAACUUUUAUUAGAAAGAACAGAUAUAGAUGUAAACUGUGCAAAUAAGGCCAACAAAACACCGAUUGAGAUUGCCAAUAGAAGUUGGUGGUUUUCGGAAAAGGGAAAAGAAGAAUUACGAGAACUUCUGAAGUCUUCCAUGGCCAAAAACAAAAGUGACCAUAAAGACACUGCUACAGUUAUGCAACAAGACGAAACACUACAAGAGACGUCUGACAAUGAUAGAGAACGAACUGGUUCCGAAAACUUAAGAAGUACCAAACAACACAGGUCAGAUAAUCCCUGA